AUGAAAGAAAUGAUUGUUGGGGCAUUUCUUUCGACUUUAUUUGGUGUGGUUCUUGAGAGGUUGGCUUCAAGUAAUUUAAUAGACUACUUCCGUAGAGUCAAACUUGACACGCUUGUGGACAAUCUUGAGUCUACACUCAAUUCUAUCAACCAAGUGUUGGAUGAUGCAGAAAAGAAGCAGUAUGAGAAUCCAGACGUGAAGACGUGGCUUGGUGAUGUCAAACAUGCUAUGUAUGAGGCUGACCAACUAUUAGAUGAGAUUGCCACUGAUGCACCAUUGAAGAAGAUGAGAAUCGAAUCUCAACCAUCUACCAGCAGUAUUUUCAACUUCAUUCCAACUUUUAUUAAUCCAUUUAAAUCUAGGCUCACUGAAUUGAUAGAGAACCUAGAUUAUCUUGCAGAGCAGAAGGAUAAGCUGCAACUGAAAAAAAGAGUGUGUGUUUAUAAUGAAGAUGGAGUCAAUUCAGAACUUUCAGAAAGACUACCAACUACAUAUUUGGUGGAUGCAUCCCAAAUAUAUGGUAGAGACGCUGAUAAAGAUGAAAUGAUCAAAUUUUUACUUUCAAAGAAUGCCAAUGAUAACCAGGUACCUGUGGUUAGCAUAGUGGGUUUAGGUGGAAUGGUGGGAGAGCAGAAUGGAUCUGAUCUUAAGGAGUUGGAGAAGCUGAACCAUCUUCAUGGAACAAUUUAUAUUAAAGGGUUGGGUAAAGUCAUUGAUCCUGCAGAUGCUGCAACAGCCAAUUUGAAAGAUAAGAAGUAUUUACAAGAAAUACAGAUGAUAUUUGAUGGAGGAAGAGAAGAAAUGGAUGGUUCAUUAGUUGAGAGGAAUGUUUUUGUCUUGAAGGCCCUUCAACCAAAUAGCAACUUGAAGAGACUCACCAUUGAGAACUACAAUGGCAAUAUGUUUCCAAAUUGGCUAAGGGAUUUUCAUUUAUCCAACUUAAUAUCUCUUAAACUGCAGAACUGUGGAUUAUGUUCCCAUUUGCCACCACUUGGGCAGCUCCCAUUUCUCAAAGAGCUUUCCAUUUCAGGCUGUAAAGGAAUAAAGAUCAUCGGCCAAGAGUUUUACGGAAAUAACUCAACAAACGUUCCGUUCAAGUCCCUAGAAGUUUUGGAAUUAAAGAGUAUGAUCAAUUGGGAGGAAUGGUUUUGCCUUGAAGGGUUUCCUUUGCUUAAAAAUCUUAAUAUAAGAUACUGUCCCAAAUUGAAAAGGGCCCUGCCUCAACAUCUUCCUUCUUUACUUUCAUUGGAGAUUUAUGAUUGUGAAGAGUUGGAGGCAUCAACUCCUGAGGGCGGUUUACCUUCCAACUUGAGGGAUCUAAAAAUAGUUAAUUGCCCAAAACUGAUUGCUUCGAGAGAGGAGUUGGGUUUGUUCCAACUCAAUUCUCUGGAAUGGUUUAAAGUGGGUGAUAAGUUUGAAAACGUGGAGUCCUUCCCAGAAGAAAAUCUGCUGCCUCCAACUCUUAAGUUUCUCUAUUUGUACGACUGUUCAAAGUUAGGAAUAAUAAACUACAAGGGUCUACCCAACUCCCUUCAAUCUUUGAGCUCCAAGAGGUGUCCAUUACUUAAGGAGCAGUUCCAAAAGGAGGAAGGAGAGUCCUGGCAUAGAAUUAGUCACAUCCGUUACGUGGAGUUUGGGUGA
Messenger RNA from Vicia faba (fava bean), 1641 nucleotides. The record is from the annotation of a GenBank genome assembly. Lineage: Eukaryota; Viridiplantae; Streptophyta; Magnoliopsida; Fabales; Fabaceae.